This is a messenger RNA of Clunio marinus, 15668 nucleotides long. NCBI's taxonomy places the organism in Eukaryota, Metazoa, Arthropoda, Insecta, Diptera, Chironomidae. The record is from the annotation of a GenBank genome assembly.
AUGGAAAAUAAUGACAUUUGGGUGCGUGAUGCAUUAGUGAACUAUAAUGAAUAUGCAAAAUCUUCAGUGAUUAAACAAAUUUUGAAGGAGAAAGAUUUUGGAAAACAAAAUGCUGAUUUAAUAAUUGAUGUAUUAUGUGAUUCACUCACGAAACAACCUGAGAAUGCGAAAAUUAUUAAAACUUAUUUUCCAUCAUUUCUCAUGCCAAUUGCAAGUAAAAUGUUUGAAAUCGAAGACAAUUUCAAAAAUUACCAAAGAAAAUGUAUUGCAUUGUCAUUGCUAUGCGAAAGGAACCAUCAGGUUCUCAAGUUUACGAUUCAACAUUUCACAACAACAAAACUUGCACCGUUUCAUCAAAAACCUUCCAUUGAUGAGAUUCCCAGAAAAAAGUCAAGAAAAUCUGAUAUUGUAUCAGAACUCGAAAUUGUAGAAUGCUGCUUAAGAUUUUUAAAACUGGACGUUUCUUUCUUCCGUCAAAUUUGGAAUUGGAGCGAAUUUAUUGAAAUUUAUUUUGAUCGUGGCUGUGAUCUUCAAAAAUUUUAUUCAAAUGAAAUUAUUUCAUUAUUAUUUGGAAUGAAUACUUCGCAAUUGGAAAAGUUAAAUAAGAAUAUUCCUUUAAAAGUUGCAGUUGAAGCGAGAGCUAAGAAACUCUUUAAAGAGAAUGAUGAAACGUUCAGUGUUGUGCCAGGAAAUGCAAAUCUUGAAUGGAAUUUCAAAAAUUUCCUUGCUCGCAAAACUGGAAGAAUUGCUCCAAAACCUGAUGAAUUUGUAAACUUUAUGACAUCAAAAGCGUUGGAAAGUGCAGCAGGAGUUUAUGGAAUCAAAAGAAAGUUAAGAAGCAACGAUUUGAAGGACAAUCAAAAGACGGAUAAGAAAAUUACUCCCAAAAAUGGAUUUUUACGAAUCCAGCUUGGCGAUCAGACUGACAGUAAAGUUCUACUUGGUCAAUAUUGUUGCACAGAUGUUCCUGGUGAAUUCCUUUGGCAACCUGGUGUUCUAACUCAAGCAGUCAUCAACGGUUAUUGGCUUCUUCUCGAAGAUAUUGACGCAGCAACGCAAGACGUUUGUACAGUGCUUACAAAUCUCUUAGAAAAUAACUUUCUAAACGUUCCCGGAUUUCGUGAAAAUGUUAAAAUCACUCCUGGCUUUCAAAUCUUUGUAACUCUCAGAACUCACAAAACGUCCUCAACAACAGCAACAUUGUCAGGAAACUCGCCACAUUCACUUCUUGAUAAAUAUCUUUACACAAUCAACAUUUUAUCAUUAUCACGUGCUGAAUUAUGUGAAAUAAUUUGUCAUAAUUAUCCGAAACUUAAAACGAUAGCGAAACGAAUUGUUGAUGUCUUUCUUACAUUUUCAAGUGGUUGUCACAACUUUGAGACUGAAAAUAUUGAAAUGGAUGUGAUGGAAACGAGCAAGAAAGUGAACGACGAUGAUAAUGAAGAGAUUUUGCCUUACGGACAGAACAUUUCACUCGUCGGUUUGACAAAUUCAGGUCGAAUGGUGUCAACAAGAGAUCUCAUGAAACUCUGCAACCGGUCAAAUCCAAAUUUUCAAGUCACAAGUUCCGAAUGUGCUUAUUUCGUAUUUCAAAAUUGCGUCGAUUUAUUCUGUUCACAUUUACCAGCUGGUGAUGUCAAAACAAAUUUAAUUGUGAACAUUGGUGCACGUUUAGGAAUCAUUGAAUCGCGUUGUGUUCAUCUUGCGAAUGAUUUGAAGCCAUCAGUGACGAUGACAUCAGAUGAGAUAACAAUUGGAAGAACAACUUUAAGUAGAAACAGUAAAGAAAUUUAUUUAAUGGAAAAGAAAGCAAAAUUUGAUGAUUUCGAGAGUGAAAGUCAAAAGAAGUCUUCACCACCAACAUUUUCAUUCACAAGAAUCUCUUCGUGUGUGUUGGAACGCAUUGCAGUGUCGGUGAGUCAAAAUGAGCCCGUUUUACUUGUUGGUGAGACUGGAGUUGGAAAAACAAGUUCAAUUCAAUAUCUCGCUUAUCAAACAAACCAUAAACUUAUUGUCGUUAACAUGAACAAUCAAUCAGAUGUUUCUGAUCUUAUUGGUGGCUUCAAACCAGUCGACAUCAGUUACGUUAUUGGACCAUUAAGACUUGAAUUCGAAAAACUUUUCUCAUUGACUUUCGAUGUUGAGAAGAACGAAAAAUUUCUCAACAAUGUCAGCGUUUGUUUCAAUCGUGGAAAUUUUGGAAUUCUUGUAAAGUUGAUGUUGAAAAUCAUUGCGACAGCUUAUAAAAGAAUCGAUGAUGAAAAUGUGAUUGAAAGAUGGCAAAGUCUUGAAACAAAAUUGAAGAAACUUGAUCAUCAAUUGAAGAACUCGAUAAAUCUUUCAUUUGCUUUCAUUGCUGGUUCACUUGUGAAUUGUAUUAUGAACGGUGAUUGGGUUUUACUUGAUGAAAUCAAUUUAGCGUCAACAGAGACGCUCGAAUGUUUGUCGACAAUCCUUGAACCGGAAGGAUCCGUCGUGCUUCUUGAACGUGGAGAUUUUGUGCCAAUUAAACGACAUCCCGACUUCAGAAUCUUUUCUUGUAUGAAUCCAAGCACAGAUGUUGGAAAGAAAGAUCUUCAAGUUGGCAUCAGAAAUCGAUUCACGGAAUUCUUUGUUGAUGAGCUGACUUCGGAGAAUGAUUUACUGAUUCUCGUUGGUGAUUAUUUGAACAACACGGGAAUACAAAAGUCGAGAAUUCACAGUAUUGUGAGACUUUACAUGAAGCUGAGAAACAUGUCGCAACUUGAACUUAACGAUGGUCUUGGAAACAAACCAGUUUUCUCUUUAAGAACUCUUUGUCGUGCACUUCGAACUUGUGCAAAGAAUCUUUGCGGUUCAAUUGAGAGAAAUAUUUACGAAAGUUUCUGUUUAAGUUUUCUUACACAACUCGAUUCUGAUUCUCAUGACAAAGUGCUGAAGUUGACACAGAAAUUUCUCGUCAGUGACUCGAAGAAAAUUCUCUCGCAACAAAUUCCCAAGCCUGAUGACAAUCACUUAAAUUUUGAAGGAUAUUGGAUACAAAAAGGCGACAAAGAUGUGCAAGAAUGCAACGAAUACAUUUUAACUGAAAGUGUUAAAAAGAAUUUGAAGAGUUUAUCGCGAAUUAUUUCGAUUGGAAAGCUUCCGAUUCUUCUUCAAGGUCCGACGUCGGCUGGCAAGACGAGUUUGAUUGAAUUUAUCGGCAAGAAGAGUGGAAAUGUUUGUCUUCGUAUCAAUAAUCACGAGCACACUGACUUGCAAGAAUACAUUGGAACGUAUAUGGCUGACGUUAGUGGAAAGCUCGUGUUUCAAGAAGGCGUUUUAGUGAAAGCGAUGCGAAGUGGCUUUUGGAUUAUUCUUGAUGAGUUAAAUCUCGCUCCGAGUGACAUUCUUGAAGCUCUCAAUCGUGUUCUUGACGAUAAUCGGGAGUUGUACAUUCCAGAAACGCAAACUCUCAUCAAAGCACAUCCAAAUUUUAUGCUUUUUGCAACACAAAAUCCGCCGGGAAUUUAUGGCGGUCGAAAGACUUUGUCGCGUGCAUUUCGAAAUCGUUUCAUUGAAUUGCAUUUCAAUGACAUUCCGAAGCCAGAACUUGAAGUGAUUCUUGAGAAGCGUUGCUUAAUACCGAAAUCUUACGCUCAAAAAAUGGUCAAAACAAUGUCAGCACUUCAAGUUAAUCGACGAUCAACAUCGACAAAGAAUAAUUUCACACUUCGCGAUUUAUUUCGAUGGGGGAAUCGCUACACGUUUGCUGACAAACAUUUACUUGAUGACAAGAACUACGAUUGGAAUCAACAUUUAAUUGAUGAAGGAUUUCUUGUGUUGUCAGCCAAGAUGAGAAAUCAAUUUGAAACGGAAAUCAUUGCUGAUGCUUUAUAUCAAAACUUCAGAAAGAGAAUUUCGAUUGAAAAUCUUUUCACACUCAACAAUGAAACAUCAAAAGUGACGAAAGCAAUUCUUGAAGCAGUCACGCAUUAUAAAGGUGAAAUUAAUGUUGUUUGGACAUUUGAAAUGCGACGAAUGGCGGUUCUUGUGUCGAAGUCAAUUGAAUUUAAUGAGCCAAUUCUUCUUGUCGGUCCAACUGGUUGUGGCAAAACGACAAUUUGUCAAAUUCUCGCUGAGAUUAGUGGAAAAACUUUAAGAAUUCUCAAUUGUCAUAUGCACACUGAAGGCGCUGAUUUUCUUGGUGGUUUACGACCACAUCGAGAUAGCGAAAGCAACAACGAACAGAAGCAACUUUUCGAAUGGUCAGAUGGACCUCUGAUCAACUCAAUGAUUGAAGGAAAUUUCUUCCUUGCUGAUGAAAUUUCACUUGCUGAAGAUUCAGUGUUGGAACGGCUGAAUUGUGUGUUGGAAUCUGAGCGAACAAUUCUUCUUGCUGAGAAAGGCGGAAUUGACGAUUUCAAAGUGAAUGAAGAUUCAAAGUUUGUUGUGAAAGCGAGUGAAGGUUUUCAAUUCUUAGCGACGAUGAAUCCAGGCGGUGACUAUGGAAAGAAAGAAUUAUCGCCGGCUUUAAGGAAUCGUUUCACUGAAAUUUGGUGCACAGCAAUAAACAGCGAUGAAGAUCUCGUUAAAAUUGCUGUCAAUUCCUUGUCAUCAACAGAACAUCAUCAAGAUGAAGAGAAAGUUGAGAAGAUCGCUCAAAUCAUCAUCAAAACGGUGCAAGUUUUAAAAAGAAAUGUCGAGAAAUUGAACUUUUCCAUUCGUGAUGUUCUUGCUUGGGUGAAUUACAUCACAAAAAAUGUUGUCAUCGAUCGAACAUUGUCACUUGACGAAGCUUUCUUGUUUGGACUUGAAACGAUCUUCCUUGACGCUCUUGAAAUGUUGCCAUACGAAAACAGCGAUGAAAUCGAACUUGUUAAGAUAAAAAUAAUUAAAGAAAUGAAAAAGUUUAUCAAAUUAAUUAUUGGUGAAGAUUUUAGUGAAAUUUUCAAUGUAAAAGACUUGAAAGUUGAAAGUGAUGAGGAGAAGUUUGGAAUUCAUCCAUUUUAUCUUAACAUCAACACAAAAUCAAACGAAAUCAUCAAACAGAACGACUUUUCAUUCUCGGCACCAACUACAAAGAAAAAUCUUUUCCGUGUUUUGUCAGCUUUGAGUUUGAAUAAAGCAAUUUUACUUGAAGGUCCGCCGGGAGUUGGCAAAAGUUCUUUAGUUGAGAACAUUGCAAAUGCAAUUAGCUUCAAUAUUGUGAGAAUCAAUCUUUGUGAACACACAGACAUUGCGGAUUUAUUUGGAACGGAUUUACCAGCUGAAAGUAAGGAAGACGAAGAAACGCUUUUGGGAUCGUUUGAAUGGCGCGACGGUCCACUUCUGGCUGCAUUAAAAGCUACAAACACUUGGAUUCUUCUCGAUGAAUUAAAUCUCGCACCUCAAAGUGUUCUCGAAGGUUUGAACGCAAUUCUUGAUCAUCGCGGUGAAGUUUUCAUUCCUGAACUCAACAAAACAUUCAAACUUGGUCAACAAACGAGAAUCUUCGCCACACAAAAUCCCUUACGACAAGGUGGUGGACGAAAAGGUUUGCCACAAUCAUUCUUAAAUCGUUUCACGAAAGUUUAUCUUAGAAAGCUUGAGAAAGUUGAUUUGCUUCACGUGAUUCGCUUUAAUUAUGGAAAUAUUGAAAAUGUUGAAGUCUUGAAAAGUUUCCAACUUCUUGAGAAAAUGGUGACGUUCUCUGAAUGCUUGGAGAAUUCCUUGACGUCAUUGCAAUUUGGUUACAAAGGUGGACCAUUUGAAGCGAACUUACGUGACAUUCUUCGUUGGUGUAAAUUGACAAUAAAUCUUAACACGGGAUUUGACAUUCGUCGACUUCAAGAUGAGAGUGGCGAAGAUUUGUUUGGAAACUUUCUUCUUGUGCUGUUUGAGAAGAUGAAACUUGUUUAUUGUCAUCGAAUGAGAACUGAGAAUGAUGUCCAUGAAGUGAUGAAGAUUUUUGGAAAUGUUUUUGAAUGUGAUGAUGUGGAAAUGCUCAAGAAAGAAUCGGAAGCGAUUUCGCUUUAUUGGAAUGACUCGGAAGUCUUCUUAAGCGACAUUCAAUGUUUAAAAAGCGAAGUCAACAACACAACAAAUGUCAAAAGUUCAAUAAUCUUGUCGAGUCAACUGGAAAUGCUUCGAAGUGUCACAGAAUGUUCAUUGACAGAGAAACCAGUAAUUCUUUGUGGUCCAAGUGAUUGUGGAAAGACGAAAAUAAUCGACACGUUCUGUUCAAUCUUUAAUCAUCAACUACAACUUGACACCAUUGAUGACUCAGUCACGGGAAGCUUCCAACAAUUUGACUUCAAUCGAAUGUUGGAAAAUUUAUGGCAGAAAGUUGAAAAGAUUUUGUUUAAGCAACUUUCAGAACUUUCCAUUCUUGGUGAUAAAUCUUUCAUGAGUGAACUGUUCAAGUUAUGGCAAGCAUUCGAUUGCGAGGUCAUCGACAAAGAAUCAUCAGCAACUUCUGAACUUGAGUCAUUUAAGAGACGCGUUAAAGCUGUUGAGAUGAUAAUUGAAGUUUUAUUAAAGUUGAAAGUUUCCAAAGUCGAAGUGCGUGAAAUGCGAAGUGAAGUUCAAUCGUGGAUGAGAAUUUUAGAGAAAUCGUCAAACAUUCUCAACACUGGCGGUCGCUUUGAAUGGAUUGAUUCAGUCAUAGUUAAGUCAAUUAAAUUUGGUCAUUACAUUUGUCUCGAACAUGUCAACCUCGCAUCGUCAGCAAUUCUUGAUCGACUGAAUCCAGCACUUGAACCAAAUGGGUCUUUAUUAAUAUCUGAGAAAGGCGUGGGCGAGAAUAAUGAACCGGAAAACAUCAAAAAACAUCCAAACUUCCGAAUAUUUCUCACGAUGGAUCCAAAGCAUGGCGAAAUCUCACGAGCCAUGAGAAAUCGUUGCAUCGAACUUUCAAUUACACGACAAACUUACUCCGAAGAUGAUUUGCGUCAAAUUGUUUAUGUUGAAGGUGUCAGAGAAAUUUAUUUGAUGAACGCCAUCAUGAAAAUUCAUCGGGCUGCAAGUUCAAUUUCCGAAUUCUCAACAUUUGGAGUGUCGCAUUUAACGAAAAUGUCAUUUCUUGUUGCACAAAACAAAGCUUUGGGUGUCGAUGACAAGAAAUGCUUAUUGAUGAGUGCACUUGAAGUUUAUGUGAGAUCAUCGAAUGUUGACUUGUUGGGAUUUGGAUUGAGUUACUUCCGAAACAAAAUUAAGGAAAUUGUUGUUGAAGAAAUUCAGAAAGUUGAGAAACAAAAAAAAUUCAUCGACUUUGAUAAUUUGGUUUUACAUGCUGAUGAGUUAACGACGAUGAAGUUGGUGAAGUUACAAGCUGAGCCAUUGAUGACAAUCUUGCGAUGUUUAAAAGACAAUGUUGAAGACUUUCAUGGAAUUUUAUGUGAUUUAAGUGAAGAAUUCUCUCAAGUUGCUGAAGUGAAAGGAAAAGAAGUUGAAAAAUAUCUUUUGACAUUCUUCUACAUGAUAAGUUCAUUUUCUGACGUCGAACUUCGUCGAAUUUAUCUCGAAACGAUGAUUGAAGAUGAAAAGUUAAUUAAAUUAAAUGAAGAGUUGGCGAAAGUUGUCAAAAACUUUACAACUUCUGAUUUUAAUCUUCCAUGGAACUCGCAAAUGUUUCCACGACUUCGACCAUAUCAAAACAUGAAAUUAAAGUCGAGUGAUGAGUUUCGAAUCACGCUAACACUUUUGCUUGAAAUGACUUUGAACGAAAUUUCAGUGAAACAAUCAGUCAAGAAGAGCCAAAUUGAUGUCGUCACAUAUUCGAAAGGAGUUCAAACGAAACUCAUCAGCGACGUCAUUGACAACAGUUUGGUCAGCAAUCUUUAUGAGUUUUUGAAUUCCUUCAAAUCUUUCACAUUAAACUUCUUAAGAAAUUCAGAAAAUACUGACGAGAAAAGCUUUGUGAGUGUUUUGACUUCAUUUUUAUGGUUCAAUCGAAUGUUAGCAGUUUCGAUGGGAAAUCUUUACAUCAACAACAGCAUCGAUGACGAUUUAAUUGAUCAACUGAAUCUUCACUUCAAAUGGAUCACAAAGCAUUGCGUGAAUUUCAUGCUGUCGUCGUCUUCACAAUCAAAAGAUGAUAAAUUUGUGAGAAUCUUUAACAACAUCAGCAACUUUAUUCUUACUCAUUGUCAACAUCCUUUGGAGCUUCACAAGAAACUUUACGUGAAAGAAUUUACAAAUUUUCUUCCAUUUUACGAUGAAAGUCAAGUCAAUGAAUUCAUGCAAUUGAACAUGUUGAAUGAUUUAGUUCGAAUUGUCCCAAAAAUGGAUCGUUUAUAUGACUUUGAUGAAUAUCAAAGACGAUUACAUCGCAUGAUGAGUUCGACUUAUCGAAAUUUAAGGAAAGUUCUUUUGAAUUUAGCUGCCAAUCGAAUUGACGUUUUUGACAGAUUUAAAAGUUUUUGUUUGGAGAUUGAAGUUAAUGAAGAGAAGAAGAAUUUUGAGAUAAAUCAAGAAAUUCAAGAACUUUCACAACAAACCACCGUCGAUGAGUUUUCCGAUAACAAAUUUGAGAUUGAACUUCUUCCAGUUUCCGAAUAUUUCGCUUUGAAAGUUCUCACAACUUCUAUCAUAAAUUCUUGCAAUGUCAACACCGAAUACAUUGCAGAAAUUCCAUCAAUCAACUCCAACACUUUAACAACUUUCGUCAUAUUAAACGACAAAAGAUUGGAAACUUUAAAGAGAUUCGCAUGGAAGAAUAAUUCGAAAGAUUUCACGAGAAACUUCGCCGCACUUUCAUCGCUUGUUGAUGGUAAAGUUCAAAACGCAAUUCAACAAUCUUUUGCUAUCAACAACAUAUUUUGUCGGUCUUAUAAUGACGAAGACAAUUACCAGCUGAAUGUUGAUCAACAAAUGUUCAUUAAUGGACCUUUAUUGACGUCAAAUGUUAUCGCAAUGUUGUUGGGACCAAAUGGUGAGAUUCGCGGCACGGGUCUUGGUGAAAUUCAUCAAUGGAAGAAUAUGUUGAAACAUCUCAAAAGAAUUCUUUGGACAAAUGCUGAAAUCAACCAUCCUCGAUAUAAUUUGUUCGAAAAUCAUUUGACAAGAUGCUCAAGUCAUGCUGAAAAGUUGUUGGAAAACAUCAAAGCUGUGAAAGUUCAAAGUGAUGAGAAUGAAAUGUCGUCAGAUUUCAAGAACGACUUUUGUUUGUUGACAGAGAAGCUUGAAGGGAAAUUGAAGGAAAAAGAAAGAAGUUGGAAUCAAAGUUUCCUGAUAACUUCACUUUGCAGUGUCGUUGAACUCAACAUUGUCUCGCAUUUCCCUCUCAUGGAUCCAGUGAGAAAGAAUCAAUUAAAGUCAAAAUAUCUCAAUGAAGAUGUUGAUCAUCUUGAGCGAAUUCUUUUAUCUUACAAGUUCAUGUCAAUCGUCAUGAAUUACAAGAAUCUUGGACAAGAAAAUUGCAAAUUGUUGGAGUUGGAGAUAGAAAAUAUUCAAAAGAAAUUAAAGAAACAAUCAAAGCGAGUUGCAAUCAGACCGAAUGUUUGUGUCUACAGUUCGUUAGUGAAAGAUGUGAAUCAUUUCUUAUCAUCAUGCUGCCAUCCUAAAACGAUGAUUGAACUCAUAAAUGAAAUCGAAGAAGUUUUAAAAUUCGAAAUUAAUUACGUCGAUCCAAUUAAGAAUCUUGAAACGAAGAAAGUUAAGGCACAAAUGGAAGAACUUGUCAACAAACUCAAUUCAUGGAUCAUCAGCGCUAACAAGUUUGAACAUCAUACAAUGCAACCUUACAUCGCCUUUUAUCGUGAUUUCGUUGAACCAAUUGAAUGUUGCAUCGCGUCAUUAAAAACCGGCUUUAUGGGCUUGCGAUCAGCUUUACAAAUGAAGAAAAGUUCGAUUUAUCAGAAGAAGGAAAGCGGAAUCUUUUCUAAUGUCAACGAUAAUAAUGAAUUGUCAAAGUUCAUGAAGAAUUUGAUUGAGUCCCCAUCAAAACCAGCCAAUGACAUCUUAACAAGCACAAACAUUGCAAUUCUCAAUCAAAUCAACGACAGUGAAACUUUUUACUUCAAACUCGUCAAGACAAAAAUUCUUGAGAUUUGUAAUCGAUCAAAUUUGAGUGGAAAGUUUACAAUUGAAGAGUUCAACAAUUAUGACGCGAUUCUUAACAUUUGCAAUGAAAUGUGGGAGAAACAAGAAGAACUGAAAAGAAAGCGACAAGCUGAUGAAGACAGUCUUUAUGUGACAAAGACAAAGUGCAAGGAGGACGACGACGAAACUGUUAAGAUAAGAGAAAUUGCUGAAAUAUUCCCGAAUUACGCUGAAGAAGACUUCAACGAGUUUCUGCAAAAUGAAACUCUCGAACAGAUUACAAAAACUGGAAUGGAAAAAAAGAAAUUCACUGACAUUCUUGGAAUUGACGAUUUUAAAAUUAUUGGCGAUCAAUUCAUAAAUUUAAUGAACUUAAAUUCAACGGUUGACCCUUCUCAAGAUUAUUUUAAAAUCUUUGAAAGCAAACUUAAAAUAUUUCAUUCAAUUUUCGAUGAAUUCAAAGUUUGUCUCGACAAUUCUCUCGACGAUGCAGCUUACACAAGUUUAUCAUUGUUGGUAGGAUUGUGUCAAGAUAGUUACGACGAUCUUCAAUUAAAAGACGUGAAACAUCAAAAUUACAAUUUCUACAAAGAUUCCAACAUCACUGAAGCGAUUACAUGCGUUGAUGUUUUGAAGCGAUUAGAAGAGAAAGUCGUCGUGGAGCUUGAACAAUGGCCUGACCAUGCUGUGUUAAAUGAUUUGAUAAGAAUCAUCAAUCGUAUUCGAAACUUUCCCAGCAACUCGCCAUUAGCACGAUUCAACACUGGACUUCAAAUUUUAAGACAAAAAGUCGAUGAAUGGAACAGCGUCGCACAUAAAUUGAACAAUUUUAAAGAUCUUGAAUUUGAAAUUGCAGAAUUAAUUCAAAAAUGGAUGCGAAUGGAGUUGCAAUGCUGGCGUGAGUCGCUUAAUCAAUCACUUGACAUAGUGCGAAGUAAAGCUUAUCGUUAUUGGUUCUUCCUUUACAAUUUAAUUCACGAGUUCCUUGCUGAUGGAAGUGAAGAAGGAAGUGAACAAGAGUCAUCGUUAGUUGACUUCGUUGAUGUUGAGAAAAGAUUUUCAAGUGACGAAGUUGUUGAAGAGAAGCCAAAAGUUGGGAAGAUCAGUUUGGAAAGUGUGACGAAAGUUUUAAGACAAUUCAUCGAGUCAUCAAACUACGCAGAAUAUGAAGUGAGAAUGAAAAUGUUAAAAUCUUUCACAAAUUAUCUGAUGAAGACAAAGACGAGUGGAAAGAAGUCGAAACUUAUUCGCAUCAUGCACAAUUUGCAUCUUUACUUCACUCAAUUUGAGAAUCAAGUUCAGCAACAAAUUGAAGUGACGAGAAAGCCUGUCGAGAAGAAGUUGAGGGAAUUUGUGAAGAUUGAAUCGUUUAACAAAGAUCUUUCCUACUUCAGCAUGCGAUCAAACAUUCAACGAGUUCAUCGACAUUUGCAUAAAAUUUUGAAAGAAUUUGAAUUGGAAGUUAUGAAGAGAAUCGGCGAUUUGUUGAUUUAUAAGAAUUCUGGUGAUGAAUUUCAAUCUUUCAAAGCUUCAACGAGUGAUUUGUAUUCUGAUUUGAAAGUUGAAACUUUCCUAACAUCACCAAAGUCAGUGACAAUCACUCCCGAUGAGUCAUCGAAGGAAAUUCUUCAAAGAAUUGAAAAAUAUUUCACGACAAGUCGAAAGAUUGUUCAAAGUUCGAUUGAAAAUUCCCCUUAUUCGUCAUUAAUCGAGAAACUUCACGAUACGAUGGAGAAGAAGCUUGAAACGUGUUUACAUCUGCGAAGUCUUGAAGUUGAUCGAAAUCAAGUACGAAACAAACAAAAGUCACAAGCCAAACACAUUCUCAAUCAAAAACGAAAAGCUUUGAGUGAUUUCUUCAAAACAUUGACAUCAAUGGGUGUAAGUUUCAAGACGGGAUUGCUUACAAAUUCACUAAAUUCGGAAUUGUUUGAUCUUCAAAUCCCUUCAUUUGUUAUUGAUUCAAUUUCCUUUGAUGGCGACACACAAAUGGAGUUUAGAGUAAAGAAAAUCUCACAAAAACUUGACAAUUACUUCAAUAAAUCAACACUUAAGAUGCGUCAAUUAACAAAUGCGUUGUUAAUGCCACGACCUGACAUGGAUCAUGCUUUUUUCGAACGAAUGAAAGGAUUCUCAAUUGACUUCUUCACUCUCGUUCAAGAUCAAAGAAAAUUGUUGAGCUUCAAUGUCAAUGAGAUUGUCAUGUUGGAUCAAAGGAUUAAAGACAUUGAAGCCAUCAAAUCAAUUGACAAGGAACAAAUCAACUUUGAAAAAGCUUCUCAAAAGCUUUCAAUGUUACAAGAAUCGUUUCUGAAUACUGUUGAGGUACUCGAACAAUUUAAACUGCUUUUGAAAUGUUCACCGGAAGAUUCUGGAGAAGCUCAUUUGAGGAUUCUCAACAGCGAAAUCAACACAUUUACUAAGAACAGUGAUUUGUAUCAAAAAAUCUUAACAUUAAAUGAAGAAAUCUUAAGUGAAGCUAAAUCAUCUUUAAAGAUUUCGAUGACUAUCGAUUCUCGUUUCAACAACAAUAUCAACUUUAAUCUCUCAAGAUCAUUUUUUACGGUUCUUGCGAAGCUUAAAAUAUUGAGAGAACUUUUUGUUAUUGACGUUGGAUAUUCGAUUUACAGCGAGCCGAUUUGUGAGUUGCAUUACGUUAUAAAUUCGAAACUUCGGUUGGUUUAUGACAACUGUAUUGAUGAAAGUCGAGUAAUUGACGAUAUCGAUGAUCAAUUGGAUAAUCUUACGCACUCAAUUCUCAUUGCAAUUCAAAAUAUUUACAAAAAGUUUCAAGAAAAGAUUGAAGAUGAAGAAGACGAUGAAGUGAAAUUGAAAGAAAAAAUUCACAAACAGCUUCAACAAGAUUUUAUCACGUUAAAUCUUCAAAAGAUUAACUCAAAGUUGAAUGAAGUUUUGGAUUUAAUUUUCAUUUCUACAACUAAUCGACGAUGUCAUAAACAACUUGGAAAUAUUUUACCAUUAAUUAAACAAUACAAUUUACUUGUCAAGUUUUUCUUCUUCCAACAACUGUGUGGUCAUAAAUUGUCAGUGAAAAUGUUGAGCAUCAUGUUGAGCGUGUUUUUGGAACUUGCAACAAAAGGUUUUUGUGUUCCACAAGAUUUGCUGUCGGAUGAAGAACAGAAAGAAGAAAACGACACGAAAACUGGCGAAGGUUUUGGCUUUGAAGAUGGACAAGGUCAAGGUUCAGGUGAGAAAGAUGAACAGCACAAUGAUUUAGACACAGAGAAGAAUGAAGCUGAUGAAGGUCAAGACAAUGAAGAUGGCCUCGAUGCUGCUGAAUCCAAUGAUGACAACAAUAAAAAGAAACAACAGCAACAGAAGAAAGACAUUGAAGAGAUGAAUGAAGAUGGCGAAGAUGAAGACCAAACGAAUCCUUUUCAUAAUGAAUUGGAAGAACCACCGCAACCUGAAGACAUGAAUCUUGAUGAAGAUUUCAAUCUUGAUAAGGAAGAGAAUGAAAAGGAAGCGAAGGAGAAUCAAGAAGAAAAUCCUUUCGAUAUUGAUACGAUGAAAGAAAACAUGGAGACGAAUGAUGAUGAGAAAGCUGAAGAUGAUGAGACGAAUGAAGAUCAACAACCUGAAAAGAAGGAAGAAGAUGUUGGCAGUGAUGAAGAAGGUGAUGAAACUGAGAAACCAGACGAGAAUCAAGAAAAUUCUGAAGAUAUUCAAGAAGAAAAUCAAGCUGGCGAUCAAGAAACUCCACAAAUUCCUGACGAGAUUCCUGAUGAUGAGAAAACUGAAGAAAAAAAUCCACAAAACACUGCUGAAGACUUCAAAGAAUCGAAGAAUCAAAAAUCAAAAGAAGAAAAUAUUCAAGCAAUGCCAAAUCAACAGCAAAAAGGAUCACAUGACGAUGUUCAAGUUGACGAAAGCGAUGAAACCGCGAAACAAGAUGCAGAGAUUGAUGAACAAGACACUGGAGAAGAUCAAGAUGGAGUUGGACAAGCAGAAAAUGAAGAAUCGAAGAGUGGACAUCAAGGAAUCGCUGACACUAAAGAAACAAAAUCAAGACGAAAUCAAGACAAGAAUCAACAACAGCAACAGAAACGUAAGAAGGGAAAUACUGACGAAGAACGAACUCUUGGUCAAAUCGAUAAAAUGGAGAAGAAAAACUUGAAGACUGUUGACAAAUUGAACCGACAAGAGAAGGAAGAUGAUGGAGAAGUUGCUGAUCAAGAUGACACUGAAGAAUAUCAGCACGUUAAAGAUGCCAAAUCGACUGAUAAAACAACUUUAGAUAAUGCAACCGAAGAACAAUCGAAGAAGAUUCAACACGAUGAGAAAGAUUCAAGAAAUGACGAUGACGGCCAUGAAGAAAACGAUGAAUUAAUGACGAAUGAUGAGAAAGAAGACCCGGAAAUGAUUCAAGAAAAACUUGAAAGUAAAAAACUUGAUCAAAAAUCUGAUAAGAAGGCUUCGAAACCAAAUGAACAGAUGAACGAACGUCUUGAACAGUCGGAGGAAGUUGAAGUUGAUGGUGAAACUGUGAUGACGUUUAACGUGUCACGUGGCGAUGAAACAACUGCACAUUGUCAAAUGGAUAUUGUGAAUGAUGCGACACUUCCAGAAGAAGCAUCAACAUCGGAACAAUUUGAAAUGCGUAAAAUGGUCGAAGCUGAAGUGACAUCACAGAAGAUUGUAAAUCCUGAAGUUGUUGACAUGGAACGAUGGCAGGAAAUCUCCAAUCGAAUGAUGUCAAAUGCAAGAGAAUUAUGUGAACAAUUGCGAUUAAUUCUUGAGCCGACAAAAUGUACUCGUUUGAAAGGCGAUUACAGAACUGGUCGUCGAAUUAAUAUGAAGAAAAUUAUUCCAUACAUUGCAUCACAAUUCAGAAAAGAUAAAAUUUGGCUUCGACGAACGAAAGCAGCGCAACGCGAUUACAAAAUUACAAUCGCUGUUGAUGACUCAAAGUCAAUGGACCAUAACAAUUCAAAACAUUUAACACUUCAAGCUAUUUCUCUUGUCUCUCAAGCAUUGUCAUUGUUGGAAAGUGGAAAACUUUGUGUCAUGUCGUUUGGUGAAUCACCGAAAAUUCUUCUCAAAUACAACGACCAACUUAAUGGACCAAAAAUGUUGAAAUGUUUGAACUUUGAUCAAAAUCAAAGUAAGAUUGCGGAACUUCUUGAUUUCUCUAGAACUUUAAAUCAAGAAGCUUCAUCAUCUGACAAUAGUUUCUUUGAACAUUUGUUGAUUGUUCUUAGCGAUGGAAGAAAUAUUUUCAGUGAAGGAGAGCAGAAGGUCAGAAAUGCCGUGAAGAUGGCGAAACUUCAAAGAAUGUUCAUCGUUUAUAUCAUCAUCGAUAAUCCCGAGAAUAAGCAUUCAAUCUUAGACAUUCGAGUUCCGAAAUUCUCAUCUGAUAUGAAGACAAUUACGAUGCACUCAUAUUUGGACACAUUUCCUUUCCCUUAUUACGUUAUUGUUCGUGAUCUUAAUCAACUGCCUUUAGUGCUCAGUGAUGGUCUUCGACAAUGGUUUGAGUUGGUUAACAGUGAAUAGUAAAAUGAAUUAAUUGAUAAUUAAAACUUUAAUAAACAAAUUUAUGAAAAUUAAAGAAAAUUUUGUUGAGUUGGGGUUAGAUUUAAGGAAAAUCCAGAUUAAGUUUCCGGAUUAUCUUUCGAUUAUAUUUUCCUGUAAAUUAAAUUUAAUGUCAGUGAAAUACUUCAAAC